Cyprinodon tularosa is the source of this 1672-nucleotide messenger RNA. It is a transcript of the gene ifitm5, whose product is annotated as interferon induced transmembrane protein 5. Bases 94 to 522 code for a protein of 142 amino acids. NCBI's taxonomy places the organism in Eukaryota, Metazoa, Chordata, Actinopteri, Cyprinodontiformes, Cyprinodontidae. The record is from RefSeq and is a predicted model, not a curated record. The transcript has 2 exons. Gene Ontology annotation, cellular component: plasma membrane.
AAAAGCCUCCCAAGCAGGGGGGGGGGGGGCACUUUCACAACAGAGACUCGCCAUCCAGAGGGAGCAGACCUUAAGAUCAACCGUACAUUUAUCAUGGAUAACCAUUCCUACAACUUCCCAUCUGACUGCACCCCCCUCACUAACUGCAAGUCGGCCCGUAAGCCGGCCGGAUCCACCGUGGUCAACAUGGGCAGCGUGGGGAAGAAUCCCCCCCGGGAUUAUCUGCUCUGGUCCCUCUGCAACACCUUCUAUGUCAACUUCUGCUGUUUGGGCUUCAUGGCUCUCAUCUACUCCAUCAAGGCUCGGGACCAGAAGACGCUGGGAAACCUGCAGCUGGCCCAGGAGUGCUCAGAUAAAGCCAAAUGGUACAACAUCCUGGCAGCCGGUUGGAACCUGCUGAUUCCUCUGCUGGCCGUCGUCCUCAUCGUCCUCCUGCUGGUCCACCUCGGCUCUUCUCAGGGUUCCUAUGAUUUCCUGGGAGAAGACGGCUUCCAAAACUUCCUGAAGCUGUUCAGCUGGUAGAGGAGGGCCAGACCCCCCGCUGGAUGCAGAUGAUGAUGAUGACAGACACAAUAAAAAAAGAUUUGUUCUGUGCAGAGAUGUUAAAACUUCUGCUCAGAUUCUGAAUUAUUGUGACGCUGAUUAUUUAUUUUAGGAUCUCUCUGCCAAAGCAAAGACGACAACAAGCCUUCAACACUAAUUCAGCAAAAACAUCCGAGUUGUUCCUAAAAUGAUUCGCAAAAAAAGGCGAAACCUUAAAACCUGUUGAUGCUUUACGCUGUGAACCAAAGGCAGAAAUGAAGGAAUAAAUAGAAACAUUAAAGGGAUAGAUUAAAUUUAUUGGAAGCAAGAAUGUUUGAAUUAUAAAAUCCUGUAAUAAAGGAAGUGACGUCACAGUGAGUUUGAUGAAAAAUAAAAUGAUCUUCAUCUAAGCUAACAGCUAGUAGCUGAUGACCAUUUAUGGCUGUUCCAGCGAAACAGAUGGAUGAAAAUAUGGAUUCCUGAGAGACGAAGCUUUCCAGGUAAAUUUCACUGAGCUCAGGACGCUUCUUAUCGCUUCAGCUCGGCUGCUUACGUCUUACCUUUGCAGGCAUAAGAAGCUCUUAUUGGUUCACUAUAGAUGUACACUUUGUAGAUCUCAUAGCAGAUGAGGCAGACUCGGCUAAGAAAGCAGCCACAAACCUUUAAGGUGUAGAUGUGCAUUAAAACAGCAUUUUAGAGUUGAUCAAUAUUCUAGAGUCACUUUCUAUGUUGGUCAGAGGAGUGAGUUAGAAUCCUGCUCGUUCACUUUGCCUCAACAUCUCUGCAAAAUCACAUCUAUCUGCUGCACAUGGGGGGGGGAAUUAUGACCAAACAAAACCUAAACUAAUUCCUUAGUCUAACUUUAAAUCCUGACAUGAACACACGUGUGAAGUCCGCUUGAUUUUGGUAUUUAUUGUAUUUAUGUUACCUAGAAUUUGAAAAACAGGAAUAAAAAAAUAGCCAAAGUUUAAAGGCCAAAAUGAUGAGAAGCCAAUUAAUAAUAUUAGAUGUAUUUCAGCAUUUCUAACAUAACUUUAUAAAUCUCUCCUUUUUACUGUAUUUUAUCACGUUUUUGUGUUUAAAGUAUUUUUCUUUUGUAACACCUUUUUCGUCGUCCUUUGAAAUAAAUGAAUCCAACUCUGUAGUAAAA